Molecule: messenger RNA, 4070 nt
Organism: Closterium sp. NIES-67
Lineage: Eukaryota; Viridiplantae; Streptophyta; Zygnematophyceae; Desmidiales; Closteriaceae
Source: the annotation of a GenBank genome assembly
UGCUUUGAGGAAGUCAUGGAAUGGAACACGAGCGAUAUGUGCCGGCCACAAGCUGGACAGAGUGACAGCCUGACAGGAAGCAACGUUGCACUCACAAAGCAGCCGUUUGCCCUUCUCUCGCUCAGUAUGCGCUUUGCACGCACAAAAAGCAGCUUGAGAGCCACUACAGUACUAGGGACUUAAUAGCAGGAACCAACCCCAGCUUCUGUCGUUCCUUGUGCCAAUAUACGCGUGCUGGUGCGUGUGGUAACUCCUUAGGUCUUCACAAGCAUCGCUCCGGUAUUCCUGUAUCCCGUACAAUCCAUAUCUUUGGUAGACAUGGCUGCUUUCAGGUGGAUCGUUUCGACAUUAGCGGCUGUGCUGCCGCUGCUACUGGCGCAUAUCGCCGUGCCGUCAGCUGCGCAAGACACGAGCCUGCAGCAGUGCUACUGGCCGCUGAACUCUACGCAAUCGGAGACCCUGGCGAGCAUAGCAGCAGCGCUGGACUACUUCCCGUACGACAUGUCGUUCAUCACUACCUGCGUCAAUGUCGGCCUCACAUGCAGCGACAACGGCUACGUCACUCAAAUCAAUUGGCAGUACAAGGCAAUUCAAGGGGAGCUUCCGUCAGAGAUAUUCCAGCUUAUGCACCUUGAAUACCUGUCUCUGCGAGACAACUAUCUGCGCGGCUCCAUCCCCUCUGAGAUCGGCAGCCUCGUCAACCUCACAUUCCUAGAUUUGUCCAACAACUCCUUCUCAGGCCCCUUCCCGACCUUCUUCAGCAAACUCACCAAGCUUUCCUACCUGUACAUGCGGCAGAACAACUUCUCUGGCAGUAUUCCCGACGCCAUCGGCAACAUGGUGUCUCUUAACGACAUCGACCUGACCGACAACUCUUUCUCAGGCUCCCUGCCCGCCUCCAUGGGCCAACUCACUAACCUCAAUAACAUAGUGAUGUCACGCAACCAGAUUUCAGGGUCCCUCCCCCCCUCCUUCUCCAAAAUGGCCAGCCUCAGCAACGUCUAUUUGGACGACAACCUGCUCUCGGGGUCGCUGGAGGCCCUCGCUGCUCUCUCCAGCCUCAGUGACAUCUCCCUGCGCGGCAAUCGCUUCAGGGGAUCCAUACCUGCUGCAUUCGCCGCCAACGUCUUCACCUCCUUCGACGUGUCAGUGAACGACCUCUCAGGCCCCUUGCCCUCGGGCCUGCGAUUCAGUGAACCUCCUGGCGGCCCUCAAUUCAACGCGUCCUUCAACCGCCUCUCUGGUGUCAUCCCGCCUGACUUCCCCGUGAACUCAUUCUUCGUCCUGGACCUCUCCCACAACGAGCUCUCGGGCAGAGCGUUCUUUUCCGGGCAGAAUGAGUAUCCUCGGCCCUACACCAUCAAUUUCUCUCACAACAAUUUCUCCGGAGCACUCGACCCCUCCGUCUCCACCCUAACCUACCUGCACGACCUUGACCUAUCCGCCAAUCAUCUCACCGGGUCCAUUCCAGCCUUCAUUUCAAGCCUUACCGCCCUCACUCUACUCGACCUCUCUUCCAAUGAGUUCACGGGCGCAGUGCCGCCAGCUGUCAGCAGCCCCACUGGCCUCCUCAGCAUGAAUCUGGCGCACAACCUUCUUCAGGGCUCCCUUCCCCGUGCUCUCUCGCGCCUCGCCUCCCUCACUCUCCUCAAUGUGUCGUCCAACCAGCUGUCAGGAGACCUCACACCAGCACUCUCGGCUCUGCAGUCCCUCGAGCUUGUUGACAUGUCAGCCAACGCCUUGAACAGCUCCAUUCCGCCCUUCUUCGGUCGCAUGCCCAACAUGACACACCUGGACAUGUCUAUCAACCUGCUCACUGGUUCUGUGCCCCCUUCCAUCCUCACUCUGCGCCGACUCUCCCACCUGAACGCAUCUCACAACCGCCUCUCAGGCCCGCUUCCCUACGCUGCUGCCAGCCCUGCUCUAAUUAUCGACCUCUCCUUCAACAUGUUCUCGGGGUCGUUGGAUAAGCAUCUCUUCAACCUCAAUCGUCUUGCUCUACUCGCCCUGCACCACAACCAGCUCUCUGGCCGCAUCCCCGAGUACUUGUGCCAAUCCGUGCUGCAGAUCAUACUGCUGAGCAACAACGCCUUGUCGGCUGCUCUGCCUCAGUGCCUGCCGUUCCUCUCCUCCCUCCAGCUCAUUGACGUCAGCAACAAUCUCCUCUACAUGGACGCCACAACCUUCCAAAACAUGCCGCCCAUCCGCCUGGACAUUCGCAGCAACUACCUCUACGGCUCCAUCUCGCCCUCCCCCAACAUCACCCUCUCCUCCUCCUCCUCCUCCUCCUCCUCCUCCGCCUCGCCCCCCCUCCCCUCUCUCCUCCUCCCAGCAGCCCCCCAAGCCCAGUCCUUCCCCCCAUGGGUGGUCCUGCCUGCAGCUAUCAUUCAGGAGCAGGGGGCCCUUCCCCAGGGCCAGGGGGGGAGUGGAACAGCUGGGGGGGGCGGGGGGGCGGGCAUCACAGUGGCAUGGUUGGCAGUGGAGGGGAACUGCGUGGGGAGUGAGGGGGCGGGGCAGCAGCGGGGGGCAGCAGAGUGUGCUGCGGUUUGUGGGAUAGAGGCAGGACAGGGCCCGUGUGGGGGUGCUGGUGCUGGGGAAUGUGUGUUGUCACGGACAUGGCCUCCCUCCCUCUCCUGCUCCUGCUCCAGCGGCUAUGUUGCUGUUACUGCUAAUGGCACUGCCAAUACCACCACUUGCCAACUCCCGCCCCCUUCCCCUGCUCCCCCCUCGUCGGGUCUGUCAGCAGGGGUAGUGGCGGGCAUAGUGGUGGGCGCAGUGCUGCUCGUGGCAGCCGUCGCUGCGCUGCUCUUCCUCCUCCUCCGCCCCGUACAGAGAAGAUUGUUGGAUCUGGACCAGUGUGUGGCGUACCGCAUCGACGACAUCCGGCGUGCCACCAACAACUUCUCUGAGGACUGCUUGCUGGGCGAGGGUGGCUUCGGCAGCGUGUACAAGGGCACCUCACCUGAUGGCACGCUGUGGGCUAUCAAGCGCGCCAAGUUCAUGACUAAUGACUUCGAGAAGGAGGUCAGGGCAGUGGCAACGCUGCGCCAUCAACACCUGGUGCGGCUGCUGGGGUACUGCAUGGACUACAACGCGGCCACGGGCCACCAGGAGCAGAUCCUCGUGUAUGAGUUCGUGCCGCAUGGGGACCUCUCGCACUACCUCGACAACAGCUCUUACGUUGACAAGCAUGCCCUGGCUGACAGCGACGCCAACAGCGACGCCUACACCACCAACAAACCCCGCGAGCCGCUCUCCUUUGCGGACCUGGUGCGCAUCGCCCAGGGCGCAGCAGAGGGCCUGGCGUACCUGCACCACUCGCUCACACCACCCAUCGUGCACCGUGACGUGAAGCCCGCGAAUAUCCUCAUUGACAAGGGCAGGACGGCCAAGCUUGGGGACUUUGGGCUGCUGAAGACAGACAACCUGGAGAAUGCAACGAUGCUGGCGGGCACGCCGGGGUACAUGGACCCGGACUAUGGCGACAGCUCCAUCGUGACCACCAAGAGCGACGUGUUCAGCUUUGGCGUGGUGCUGCUGGAGAUGAUGUCGGGGAAAAAGGUCGUGCUGGAAGAGAGUGGCGUUGCCUUCAGCUACCGGCACAUCUCCAUCUGGGCAAAUGAGCUCGUGAUGGCUGGAAAGAUUGCCCAGGUGGUGAGGGAGGACCUCAAUGCGCCACCCGAUGCCAUCAUCAUGUUUGUUGACCUCGCCAUGGAUUGCUUGAAGCGGCCUGGAGCCCUGCGACCGGAGAUAAGAGACGUGGCACGCCGUCUCGCCGCCAUACUAGCCAUUGCCGAAGGGAAUGCUCCUGCAGGAGAUGCUAACGGUGUGAAGCAAAAGCCAUGGACGGGCACUGAUGGAAGCGAUGAGGUCAAAGCCGCAGACGAAGCAGCAGAGCCCUUCAAAGAGGAGAAGGUUUAGAUGCCAGUGUUCUUAUUGGUACCAUGUUUCCCCUGUGACAGACGAGUCCCUGUAAAUGGGAUGAGAUGAGAACUCCAAAUAUGGAAGACAAUUUUACGGCUGUUGUUUUGCAUAAUAUUCAUGUGAAAGUUUGGAAUUGGACGCUUUGU